GGCAUGGUGUUUUCGGAGGCCCUUCUGAGGGAAAUUAAAGAAUCAUUUGUCGACUUCGAGUGUCUGGUGAACGGAUACGCCAUGACCGAGUCCGUGGGUAUCCUGUGCUCACCAUCCAUUCACGCGACCAAAGGUGCGGACGUUGGCUUUCCGGCUCCUUCUUCAGAAAUUAAGAUUGUUGACAUUUCGACACAAAAGAAGUUGGGGCCCAACCAGACGGGUGAAGUGCGCUUUCGCAUUCCGUCUAUGACCAGGGGAUACUACAAGAGGCCAAAAGAGACAGCUGAGCUCUUCGACGAAGAUGGCUGGUGCAAGUCAGGGGACGCUGGAUAUUACGACAACGAUGGAAGGGUGUACAUAGUCCAGCGGCUGAAGGAGAUGAUCAAAUGCUUGGACAAUCAGGUGGUACCUGCUGAGAUCGAAGAACUGGUCCUCGAAGAACACCGGGAGGACAUCUCAGAAGUGGUCGUCGUAGGACUGACUCAUGAUGAGUACGGAGAAGCUCCAGCUGCUUUCGUCGUGCUCAAGAAACAAAGUUCGAAGCAAUAUGACGAAGAACUUGCGAAGAAGAUAAAGACCACCGUUUCGGAUAACCUAGCUGUGCACAAGCACCUCUACGGUGGCGUGUUUUUCAUGGAGUCGCUGCCAAAGACAGAAACCGGAAAAGUCAGCCGCGCAACGCUGGUGGAAGAAGGUGCACGAAGAGGUUUGCUGCGCAGCAACACCCACUCCGCAUAAAUCAAGAGACCAUAUUCUUCACGGCAGCAGUCAUCGUCGGAUAUACGCCGACUUAUGAAUUAUUCCAAAGAUCUAAUUAAGUAACGUCUAUUCUUUUUCUUCUUUUUUGUAUUUUGCUCAGCCACGGUGCAAGUGCUGAAAUCCAUCAUGACAUAAGUGAUUAACGAGAAGUACCAAAACGAAGUAUAAUUUACUACGCAAAGUAUUAUUGCAUCCUAGGAAACCCAGUUUGAGCGUCACGCUUUGGUUUUGUUGUUUAACCCACGUUCGAGGCAUGUGAAGGAGUGCAACUGAAUAGAGACGUAAAAGCAAACAAGUAUCUUACGCAAACGAUGUGGUGCGCGUUUGAAGUUACAAUGAUUGAGUUUAUUACGCUUAACGUGCGACCCAAGGUAGGCAAAGAUAUACACGGUACUAAGGUGUGGCAGUGGUUUGGAAUGAAGUGUUCAUCGCCUGCGUCGCCCCGUCGGUGUUUUCGCAAGUCUUACAAAGGUGGUCUUGUCUAAGUACGGUGUGCAUCCGCAUCUGUUGCAGUGAUCUGCCUAAUGUCCCCCAGAUUAGUUUCUAAUUUUAAGGUCAUUUUAACGUAUACGUCAACUAGCAGCGAAGCUUUCACAUACGCCCAUGUGUUUAGAAGACGCGGAGUGGUGCCAGCGUCGCCAUCUGGGUGUCGAGGGGAAAGUUUUACAAAGCAAACAAUACAAAAAAUGACGUCACGCCCUAAGCAAAAGUUCUGUCGGGACGUCAUGCUCCUUUUUCUGAAAGUUUAAGUUAUUUUAAGGUAUCUUAAGUAUUUUAAGAUUAAUAAGUAUGUUAUAUGGCGAGAAGUAUUAUUUUUCUUCUUUGAUCUUGCAGCUCCCCGCGCGCGUCUAAACUUGCUUGCGCAAUUUUCUUAAGAAUGCGAGCGAAUAGAAUAGGGAUGACUGACAAUGAUAGAGUGAUUUAAAAUAUAAGUUUUAUAAUGGGGCGUUUGAAAUCAGUCCGCAGGUACGCAGUACAGGUUUUAUAAAACAGACACAGUGACAGCAAGCGAACCGACAAUGGCAGGAAACAGCCGGAAACUUUGAGCUUCAUCAAUCGUCAUCUUCUUGCAUGAGCAGUGCGCUCUGCUUCUCCAAAUAGUGACAAUAUUAUUCACUAGAGUUUACGUUUAUUCGCCCAGAAAUAAGCGCCCAAUAUACAUGACAGAGGAAAACUAUUACGUUUCAGUAGGUGACAAGUAUAGUAUGGCUAGAGCGUGGCCGACACACAGUCACAACGUAGCUAUUCUUGCGAAACCUGUUCAGAUAAUUAUUGAAACACUUGCUAUGCUGUGCAAUAAAAUAUAUUCGUGACUGCACUUAACAGGCAAUGAAGCUUUGCACUAUAUCAUUUGCGCCAUGUUCAUCCCGUCAGACUAUAAGGUAAGCAAGGUCUUCCCUGUUAACAAAUCGGGCAGUUGUUCACAUGCUUUGAAAUAUCGACCUAUUUCUUUAACGUGUCUUGCAUGUAAAGUUUCAGAACAUAUGCGUUAUACCAGUGUCACACGAUGACUAUUGAUCGCGAUCAAACCCGAUCCUGAUUGAAAUUUUCGACUGUGAUUGGCUCCCUCGCACAGCAUGGGCAAAGGCUCUAAUCACGACCGAGAAAUUCGAUCCGGAUCAGGCUUGAUCGCGAUUGAAAGUGCGCCGUGUGACACCGGCAUUAUUCUCAAAUAGCCUUCUGAGUUCACCAGUGGACCUUCAUUUUAAUAUUGAUUACUUUUAUUGCGAUAGCAAUUAUAUGGCUAUUUAACUCUUAUGUAUUCGGCAAAACAGUAGCGUUUAAUCAAUAACUGUUACCUGCUGCCAUUGACGACGAAAAUGAACUUCCAGAUUAGAUUGUAAGUCCGAGGAAAGCCCGAAAACACAAGGAACUAUUUUUUACUUACUAGAAGUGGUGAAAUCGCCGAAGUGGUUUAUCUUGAUUUCAUAUAUAGUAUUCACAGAUUCAUAUAUCCUGUUGUUUAUUGUUUUCUGUAUUCUGCUCCGCAACCCUCUUUCAUUAUAUUUUGAUCUCUUUGCCUGUAUUGGCGUACGCUUAUAAACUUAUCAAAUAUUUCUUCUAUUUGCUCCUCCCUUAUGGAAUUCCCCACUUGGGCCUUCAAUGGCAAAAUAAAUGAAAUAA
This is a messenger RNA of Dermacentor silvarum, 2883 nucleotides long. RefSeq names its product luciferin 4-monooxygenase. Lineage: Eukaryota; Metazoa; Arthropoda; Arachnida; Ixodida; Ixodidae. The coding region runs from base 4 to 738 and encodes 244 amino acids. Gene Ontology annotation, molecular function: CoA-ligase activity. The record is from RefSeq and is a predicted model, not a curated record. The transcript has 4 exons.